AUGGUUACUGAUGUGGCUCAAGAUGCCGAUGUCAGUGAUAACAUUCUUCCAGAAUGUUGGGACCAGAAUCAGUGGCUAGAAUUUAAAAAAAAGUACCCUUGGCUGUUUGUAGACAAUGGUCUUUUAGGGUGCAAAGUGUGUCGCGAGGUUAAACACCUUGGAGUGUCUGUUUCACAGUGUGUAUCCAUUUCUAAAGAAUGGACCACUGGUACAAUUACACCAUAUGGCAAAACAAAAAAAGAUAUGUUGACCUCACUACGUAAAAAAAUCCACAUACAUAAGAUUUCAGAAGCACAUGUAAAGGCAGGAGAUAUCCAAGCAGUAUCCAGAAAGGAGAUUCUACAAUCCAAUAUUGCUGAACAGCAGAAGCAUAAGUUUGCGUCCACUACUAAGGUAUUUCGCACUGCCUACUUUUGUGCGAAAAAAAAUCGCCCUUUCACAGACUUCAGAGAUCUUAUCAGCUUGCAGGUUGCAAAUGGAGCUGACUUAGGAUGUAUUCUCCAUAGUGAGUACACAGCAGCACAAAUAAUAGAUUGCAUUGCUAGUGAAAUGAGAAAAAAGCUUUGCAAAGCAAUUGUUGAGCAGGCUCCAAAAAUUUCUGUUUAUAUUGAUGAGUCUACAACAGUUUCUACCCAUUCAGUGUUAAUAGUUUAUAUUCGUGCCUCUGUUAACGGAAAAGACCCAGUCACUUUCUUUCUUGAUUUGCUUGAUUUGCCUAAAGCAGAUGCACAGUCUAUUGAAGCCACUCUUCUAGCUUGUCUUUCUAAAUUUGGGUUCAGUAAUGACUUUCUUGCCGAGAACUGGAUUGGGGUGCAAGUGUAA
Messenger RNA from Pelobates cultripes (western spadefoot toad), 822 nucleotides. NCBI's taxonomy places the organism in Eukaryota, Metazoa, Chordata, Amphibia, Anura, Pelobatidae. The record is from the annotation of a GenBank genome assembly.